Messenger RNA from Misgurnus anguillicaudatus (oriental weatherfish), 4460 nucleotides. NCBI's taxonomy places the organism in Eukaryota, Metazoa, Chordata, Actinopteri, Cypriniformes, Cobitidae. The record is from RefSeq and is a predicted model, not a curated record.
AGGAGUGAGUGAAACAACACAGACGUUCUCAUUUAAACAUUAGGCAAGCAAGUCUGGGAACUCCCUUUGAUCGUGCACUGGAGAGCGUACGGUUCUGCUUAAGGUCAUCCACGUCAAGACCGUCCACAUUGAAUGAUAUAUAGAAAUUUGAUAGUGAUGCCAGAAAACAAUAUGUGCGAGAGAGGGUUAGGUAGGCUGGGGAAUGUGGCAUGAAGUCGUGGAGCUUCUUUCACCUCGCGGUCAGGUGAAUAUUGAGCCAUGUUUAUGGUGCUGGUACAGUGUCCAGAGAAAAGGCUGGUGGACAGAGAUUUUCUGCGUUGUGGUCUGUUUAUGGUGGUUUACACUACACAGGUCAUGGGCUCCAGCCUGGAUGAUCUGAUUACUAAACGUGCUGAAUAUCAGGAGAACUGUACCAGAGCCCUGACAGCUACCUUUCCUACUGGAACCGAGAUUUUCUGCAAUGGAACAUUUGACAAGUUUGCCUGUUGGCCACAUUCAUCUCCUGGGAUCAUAUCUGUACCCUGUCCUCCCUAUUUACCAUGGAUCAAAGAAGGCACUACUGGAAAUGUGUACAUGGAAUGUACGGUCAACGGGACCUGGAAAACCGAGGAGAAUUCCAGCAUUGUAUGGAGAAAUCAGUCAGAAUGUGAAAACCCUCAUUUCUUUAAGUCUGAGGAAGACAAAGUAUUUCGUCAGUCUGUGUUGAGAGUAAUAUCCAUCGUCGGAUACUCGCUGUCCUUUUCUUCCCUUUCAUUGGCUGUUUUGAUAAUGAGUCGUCUGAGGAAGCUACACUGUACGAGGAACUACAUCCACAUGAACCUCUUUGUAUCAUUCAUACUUAGAGCAACAGCAGUCAUUACUAAAGAGGUUAUAUUACAAGUAAUGUAUUCAAGCCUGCCUAAUGAUGAAAUUGGAUGGAACAGCUACACAAAUUCAGUGAUGUUUUUGAUCUGCAAGGCCUCGAAGGUAUCCAUGGAAUAUUUUGUGGGGUGUAAUUACUUCUGGCUUUUGGUGGAGGCAGUGUUUCUGCACACGCUUCUGUUCACAGCAGUGCUGGCCAGGAAAAGACUUCUCAAGACGUACAUGAUUAUAGGAUGGGGCACCCCAUUGUUAUUUGUGAUACCUUGGACUGUUGUCAAAGCUUUGUAUGAAAAUAAAGACUGUUGGUCCAAUAACAUCAGGUGGAUCUGGUGGAUAAUCAGAGGUCCAAUAACAUUAGCAGUGAUUGUUGUUUUUUGCAUUUUUCUUAAAAUCAUCAAACUUUUGCUGUCAAAGUUAAAAGCUGACCAGUUGAAAUUCACUGACUACAGAUACAGUUUAGCCAAAGCAACACUUGUGUUGGUUCCUCUGCUCGGUGUCCAUGAGAUCGUCUUUACUAUAAUCAUUGAUGAAUCGGUUGACGGAAGCAACCGCUAUGCUCGAAACUUCAUCAAUCUAACCCUGAGCUCUUUCCAGGGUCUUAUAGUUGCAGUGCUGUAUUGCUUUGCUAAUGGAGAGGUCCAGGCUGAGCUAAAAAAGAGGUGGCAGGUGUUUCUUUUUUCCCACCGCUUUGAGGUCCACAACUGCUUUGCCGACAUGCAUCCCAAAUAUUUGUGGAAGUGUUCACAGAAGAAUCCCAGACAGGCGGCAGAACAGAGUGAAUCCAAUACAGAAGGAAACCACAUCAUCACCCAGGGACAACUAAUGCAAGUGUGUGUCCAAUCGGCUGAAGAUGUCCAUUGUGGACGAAAUACAGGCCUGGAGUUUUACACCAGAAAGAGUCUGUCCAGCAGUGAUGGGGAAAUGACUUUCGGAGAAACAGUCGAGGAAGUCAUAGAGGAGAGUGAGUUUUAAAUAACUCACUGUUUUUGGUUCAUUCUUGGGAUUCAUUUUUGUAUAAAAAUGUAAUUGAGAUGUUUAUUUCUAUACUUUAAUCACUGUAAAUUGUGUUUUUGAUAUGUUUUUUUUUGUAUGAAAGGACUAUUGAAAGGAUAUAAAAGGGCUAAAAAUAUUUUUUUUUUCAGGAAGCUCUGCAAUGUAGAAUUUCAUUUUUUUUUCACAAUUGUUGUAAAUAAUGCAUCAACAAACAUGAGAUCAUUGAGACCUAUGGUAGUUUAAUAAAAAAAUUACCUGGUGUAUAAUCUAGAUUAUAAAUUGAACAUUGUGGCUUUGAUAAGCCUCAUUUUUAUAUUCACUUUAUAAAUAUGGUCAUAAUAGUCAGUCCAUCUUUGGCUGAAACACAAAAUGCUGCUAUUACAUCACAUUUCAGAAUUUUUCAUUUUGAAACACAAACUGUGUUUACUGUGUAAAAAGCAUUAAGUAACAAUACUAAUAUUUGGAUGAUUUUUUUCAUGUGAAAUAUUACAAAAGGCUAUGUACAUAAUUCAUGUGUUACACAUGCACAGUGUGGACACAGGGACUGAAUACAGUAUAUUUUAACAAAGGACUGCUUGCAUGUUAAAGGACAAGUUCGGUAUUUUACACUUAAAGCCAGAUUGUUCAUGAUGAAAUAAAACGGUUUUGACUGAAAUUUGGACAUAUGAUGCUGACCCGAGAAUUUUCGGUUUCUGUUGUAUCACCCACUACCUGAAAUAUGUGUUAUUUUGCAGUGGCGGAGCCAGAGGGGUGUCCAGGGUGGCACUGGACACCCUUGACAUGUCACUGGCCACCCCGUGUGCCACCCCAAAUGUAAUGCGCUACUUUCACUUAAUCGCUAUGUUUACUUUCGACGUGCGACAGCGCAGCACAUUGUUAAAAACAAACACUAUGAAUAUUAAUUCCCUGCGGUCGCGGCGCAAACUCUUUAUUUUUCAAUCACUGCGCAAAGAGACUUGGAUUACUCUGCUGAUUUUGGACAUGCAGAUAUGAUUUAUACAUCAUUUAAAACUUUAAAGUGUCAUUUUUUUGUGUGGCUAUAAAAACUGAAUGUUGUGCUUUUCACAAAAUUAAGAAAAUAUACAUAAUGCGUGUUCUGUUAUCUCUCCAUCAGUGACGUCUUUUCAAAAACGCGUCAGAAAAAUGACUGUAACGAAUACUUUUCAUAGAAGAUAAAUGUUAUGUCUACAUAAUGCUUGGAAUCUCUUUAAAAUGAUGUAAGUGAAGUCGUACAUUGCUAAUACAUGAUUUCACCGUAUAUGCUGAAGUGUGGUAAUUUUCUUGUGGACUGAAUAAAGUCUAAGAUUGCCAAUGCUUUUUACAACAAAACCCAGCACCAUGUUUUCAUUCUUGACGUGAUAGGCUACUGUAUGAUUUUUAAUUCGACUGGAUUGCCACAUUGAACUUGAAAGCGCGACGUGCAUAUCCGAUUCAUGUUCGCGUCUAUUUUUGCUUAAACGGACAAUGCUCAUAUGUCAAAAUAGCUGUUUUGGUGAAUUUCAUACUAAACAUUUGGUUACUGUACGUCUUAAACGAAUAAACAUUUUAUUGCAUUCGGUCUUAUCCUAACGUGUUGAAAUCUGCAUUAAAGUUAAUUAAAUAUCAAAAGAAAAAAGAAAACUUUUGCAUCUUUUGUAUCUUCGUAAAUAAAGAUUAAUCCAAACAUCCUUUGUGUUGAGCUCUGCUAUUUGAAGUAAGUUUAAGGUUUAUCAUGGAGUUUAGAUUUCCUGAUCUUUUGUUUUCAUUAAAGGGAUACUUCACAAAAUGAAAAUUCUGUCAUAAUUUUUACAUCCUUAUGUUGUUCUAAACCUGUACGAAUUUCUUUUUUCUGAUGAACACAAAAGAAGAUAUUUUGAUGGUAUGCACACAGCUGUUAACCAUUGACUUCCAUAGUAGGAAUAAAAACAACAUGAUGGGAUUUAGUGGAUUUUGUGCUUACCAUCAUUUAUCAAAAUAUCUUCUUUUGUGUUUAUUAAAAUAAAAUACAGGUUUAGAACAACAUAUGGGUGAGUAAAUAAUGACAGAAUUUUCAUUUUUGGGCGAAUCCCUUUAACAAACAGUCAUUAAAUGUAAGAAAUACAGUAGAAAGAUUUAAAAUUCACCCUUAUUAUGUUUACAUAUAAUGCGAUAAAAAGAUUUAUUUAUGCUUUCUUAAUACAUGAUUACACGUCAUUUUCUUUUAUGGACUAUGGACCCCCUAAAGUACCGUUGGCCACCCCCUGGCCACCCCAUUAAAAAAAUUCUAGUUCCGCCACUGUUAUUUUGGUGAACGUGCCUGUACACAACUGAAAUCAAAAGUAUAACAUUGCACAUACACUUUUACACAUACAUUAUUUAUAAAAAAAAAAUAUUUCAAGAUGUAUAAAUUAAUUUGCAUGGACAAAAAUUAUUUUAAAAUCUUAUUGCUUCUUCUCUUUGAGCCUUUCUUGGACCUUUGAGGGUUCAUCAAACUGAAUCAGUCUGAGGAUGUUCUUAUUCUCCAUGACUCCUUGAAUGAACUCUCCCUCUGAUAUUUUACCUGACAAGAAAAAAAACCAAUAACCUGUCAAUUUUGUUCUAGAAAAAUAUUCUUCAAAGCUCAAUAAAAGAAAAACUGUCUAUUAAAA